GCCCGCCCCGCACCGUGAUGUGGCCACAGGAGGGGCUUGCUGGGCUCCAGCUCCUGUCUCUCCCCGGAGGGCUUUAGAACGGCCACUCUUACACUUGUCAUGGAAUUAAAGAAAACUACCUCCAGGUCGUACAAUGCUGCUCUCCUGCUGCCACUUUUCCUCUUGUUUUGGGGAACUUCAUACUCUGAAAAUGACAGUGGCUGUUCCUCGUCCCCGUGUGAGAACGGGGGGAGCUGUAAGGAUUUGGAAGUGGGUUACCAGUGCAUCUGCCCUGUGGAGCCUGUAGCCUACAUGGGCAUAAAUUGUGAACUCCUCUACGAUGCUUGCAUUGAACAUGAGUGUCCUGCCCACAUGACCUGCACCCCGACUCCAGGACUCCUGGAAUACGAAUGCGUGUGUUCAGCUGGCUCUGCAGGCACUGCCUGUGCCGGUGUGGAGGAGUGUGAGAGCAGCCCUUGCACAGAGCGGUUUGAAUGUGUCGAGACACCAACAGGAUACACCUGCAGAUGCCAGCUGGGCCCGGGUGGGGAAGGCUGCCGGGCAGAAAGCUCCGUGUGCUCCAGCCAGCCCUGCCUCAACAACGGCACGUGUGUGGAGGCUGCGGGCGGCUACCGCUGCCUCUGCCGGCCCGGCUUCAGCGGGGCCACGUGCGGGGACGACAUCGACGAGUGCGCGUCGGGGCCGUGCCGGAACGGGGCCAUCUGCAGGGACAGCGCGGGCGAGUACAGCUGCUUCUGUGUGCCCGGCUUCCAGGGCUCCAACUGCGAGAUCGACAUCGACGAGUGCGCGUCCCGGCCCUGCCGCAACAACGGCACCUGCCUCAACCACAUGGACCACUAUGAGUGCCACUGUGUGCCCGGAUACACAGGUGUGAACUGUGAUACUGAAAUAGAUGAAUGUGCUUCAGACCCUUGCCAGAAUGGGGCUCUGUGCAAUGAUCACGUUGGGUUCUACACCUGCACCUGUGUACCAGGUUAUCAAGGAGCCCAGUGCGAGGUGGACAUCAAUGAAUGUGAGAGCCAGCCAUGCCAGAGCAAUGGGACAUGUCAUGACCUCAUUAACAGCUACCGUUGUGACUGCAGUGACACUGGCUUCGAGGGGACCCACUGUGAGCUGGACAUCCUGGAGUGUGCCUCUGACCCCUGCCACAACAAUGCCACGUGCCUGGAGGGAAUCAAGGGCUACAGCUGUGCCUGCUGGCCAGGUUACACCGGGCAGGACUGUGAGGAGGAUGUGGAUGAGUGUGUGACAGAGCCCUGUCACAACGGGGGCCUGUGCCUGGAGCGCUCCAACCCAGCCCACUACGGGACACAGCCCCACUUCCCCAGCAACUUCAGCUACAGCCAAGCAGCCGGGUUCCUGUGCCAGUGCCAGCCAGGCUUCACAGGGGACACCUGCUUUACCAACAUUGAUGAGUGUGAGUCACAGCCCUGCCAGAACGGAGGGCUCUGCCAGGACCUGGUCAAUGGCUUCCUCUGUCACUGCCUGCCUGGUUAUUCAGGUGUGGAAUGUGCUGUUAACAUCAAUGAAUGUGAGGAGGGUCCCUGCAAGAACGGAGCUGUCUGUGAGGAUGGCAUUGCUGACUAUUCCUGCCACUGUGCCCCUGGCCAGGAUGGCAUUACGUGGGGAGGGAAGAACUGCUCUGUCCAGCUCACUGGGUGCCAGACCCACGACUGCCAAAACGAGGCCUUGUGCAUCCCAACCUACCAAGCUGAGAGCCACGGCCACCUGUGCCAGUGCCAGCCUGGCUUCUAUGAUGCCACGUGCUCGACACCAACAACGUUUUCCUUUGCUUCCAGAGGGCUCCUCUUCAUUGAGUUGCCCAAGAGCAGUGAGGGCGGGAGGGGCGCAGGAGGAGCCAGCGUGUCCCUCCGCUUCCGAACCACUUUGCCCAGUGCUGUCCUUUUCUACCGAGGCCAUGGAGCUGAGUACUUGUUCCUGGAGCUCUUGGAUGGCAUCCUGCACGCACAGCUGAAGAGGGAGGGUGUUGGGUACCCGCUGCUCCUGGAGGGGCUGAGAGUGGACGAUGGCCAGUGGCACAAGGUGGAAGUUGUUGUGCACAGCACGGUGCAGCUGAAGCUCUGGCAUGGCUCUUGUGAGGCCGGGGUCUGCCUGCAGAGCUCUCCUGUCCCACCGGGCACUGCUUUGAUCCCACAAACCUUCCUGCAUCUGUAUAUUGGAGGUGUAGAUGAUCCAAUGGCCAACAACACACGGAGCCAGCAAGGCUUUGUGGGCUGCCUGGAAGACCUGCAGGUGGAUGCUGAGGCCGUGCUGCCGGCGGAUCUGCCGCUGGCGGAGUCGCCCGUGGCGAGGCCGGGCUGUGAGCGCACGGAGUGGUGCCUCUCCCAGCCCUGCCUGCACGGAGGGCUCUGCGUGGACCUUUGGGCCUCCUUCACGUGUGACUGUCCCAGGCCCUAUGGAGGCCCAGCUUGCUCGUAUGAGCACCCAGCAGCAACAUUUGGCCUAGAGAAUUCCACCAGCUUUGCCUCUUUUACCCUUUCUGACAGCCUUGGUGCAGACUUCAACCUCUCCUUUUUCCUGCGGAGCCGGAAGCCCGAUGGUUUGUUAGUGCAGGUGUGCAAUGGGACAGGCCCCUGCCUCACCCUGUACCUGAGGGACAGCCAGCUGAGCAUAGAGACCUCACCUACGGACACCCUGACCUUUCCAGGGAAUGUGGCUGAUGGGAGAAGACAUUUGGUAGCCCUGUCUUUCCAGGGAGGCUCUGUUGGGGCUCUGCAGUCAGACACAUUUGUGGAGCUGGGGCAGCUGCCAGCACAAGCCCUGGGAGCUGGCUCUGAGAUGUUCAUUGGGGGACACCCAGACCCCGCCAGUGCUGAGCUCUGGGGGGGCCAUUUCAAGGGCUGCCUGCAGGACAUCCAACUCAACAGCCAGCAGAUAGAGUUUUUCCAGGUGGAGAACAACAGUUUGCCAGGGGAACUCAAUAGGACUCAAACUGGAAAUCUUGUGAAUGGCUGCAUGUCUGAUGACACCUGCAAGUCUGAGCCAUGUCAGAAUGGUGGCAGAUGCAUUGUCACUUGGAAUGAUUUCCAUUGCAGCUGUCCAGCAAAUUUCACUGGGAAAUUUUGUGAAGAGAAAAUCUGGUGUGAAAGUGACCCAUGUCCUGAAGCCACCACCUGUGUGGAUGUUGUGGCAGGAUAUGUGUGUCUGGCAAAUGCAACAUUUAAUAGUUAUGGUGCCAUGGAAUUUACCACCAACACAUCAGUGACCAGAACUCUGAGCAGCCUCCACCUGGACUUCAGAACUAGAGAUGAAGAUGCUGUUUUGCUUCGGGCUGUGGAAGAGGUGGAUUCCCUCCAGGUAGCCAUUAAGAAUUCCUCCCUGCUUGUCGACAUCAGGAGUGGGAACAGCAUCGAGGGUGUCAGCUUCCUGAGCCCGCAGCCCGUCACGGACGGGGCGUGGCACAGCGUGUCCGUGUCCAUGGAGGAGCCGGCCGCGCUCUCUUCCCGCUGGCUGCUGCGCUUGGACGGGGUGAACGCGACUCCGCAGGGCAACGCCGGCAGCCUGGACUUCCUCAAGAACGACGCCUUGGUCGUUCUGGCCGAGAAUUUCACCGGCUGCCUGGGCCGGGUGCAGAUCGGGGGCAUCUUCCUGCCCUUCGCGGCCCACGGGCCGUACCCGCAGCCCGAGCAGUUCCAGCGGGCCGGCCCGGGCAGUGCCCGGCUCGGCUGCUCCGGGGCCGACGUGUGCGCCUCCAGCCCCUGCCUCAACGGCGGCACCUGCGAGGACGAGUUCAACUCCUUCCGCUGCGGCUGCAGCGCGGGCUGGGCGGGCCAGCGCUGCGAGGCCAACAUCGACGACUGCCAGCCCAGCCCCUGUGUGCACGGGGACUGCGUGGAUGCCGUGGCUGACUUCCAGUGCGAGUGCUUCCGGGGCUUCAUCGGCAAGAGGUGCGACAUCAACGUGGACGACUGCGUGCGGCACCAGUGCCUGAACGGAGCCACGUGCGUGGAUGGAGUUUAUGGAUACUCCUGCAAGUGCCCCCCGCAGUACUCCGGGCCUCGCUGCGAGUGGCCGUUCCCCCCUCAGCAGUGUGGCAAGAACUUCACCUGUCUGAACGGUGGCAGGUGCAUCACUGAGAGCUGGGGAGCCAACUGCUCCUGCAGGCCUGGCUUCACUGGAAGGAACUGUCAAAUCAACAUAAACGAGUGUGACCCGAACCCGUGCCAGAACGGGGGCACGUGCCAGGACUCUGAGAACAGAUACGAGUGCGUGUGCAGCGCCAGCUACACCGGCGAGCGCUGCGACAUCAACAAAGGGACUGCAGGUGCUCUCUUCCCCUCCCCACUAAUUGAAGUAGCUGUCCCUGUAGCCUGUGGCUCAGUGCUGCUCCUCAGUAUUGGGCUCAUAUUCAUGGUGCUCACGGCAAGGAAGAGGCGCCAGUCCGAGGGGACCUACAGCCCGAGCCAGCAGGAGGUGGCAGGAGCUCGGCUGGAGAUGGACAGUGUCCUAAAGGUGCCACCUGAAGAGCGCCUGAUCUAGGCCCUGCCGUGCCCAGA
Molecule: messenger RNA, 4517 nt
Organism: Sturnus vulgaris (Common starling)
Lineage: Eukaryota; Metazoa; Chordata; Aves; Passeriformes; Sturnidae
Gene: CRB2
Product: crumbs cell polarity complex component 2
Molecular function (GO): calcium ion binding
Source: RefSeq, a predicted model, not a curated record